AUGUCCACCUCCUCUCAAGAAAAUUCUCCAAACUCCAACACCGGAAGCGGUAGACACUUCUCGAUGUCUCGGGAUAGAUUCGAUAUUAGCAUACCCUCACCUCGACUUUCUCUCGUAACAAAUGGCGAUUUAAUAUCCCCAACCUCGCUGAAAUCACCGAAUGGUCGUCGUGUCGCUACCUUUUCCCGAGAAGGAAUUCUAGGAUCCGCUCAGAAAGCUAGGAAUUUAUCACAAUCUUCCGGAGACAGAGAAUCUAUCACGAAUGGAUUUCAAAAUAGGCACAACCAGAUUCAAAAUCAAAGUGGGCAUCAAAAUCACAAUGGAAAUAGCGAUGAUGGGAUCAAUCCACUGAAGAGAAGAAGUACUGAUGCUGGUAUUGAUUACCCAAGACGAAGAGCUACUAUCGCUUGUGAGAUAUGUCGGUCACGAAAAUCACGAUGUGACGGAACCAAGCCAAAAUGUAAACUUUGCACAGAGCUGGGUGCCGAAUGUAUAUAUCGUGAACCAGGUAUCAAGCUCGACGCCGGAGAUAAACUCAUACUUGAGCAUCUCACUCGAAUUGAAGGGUUACUUCAAUCGACAUUAAUCGGACAAACAUCCAACCUCGCUCUUUCAACCGGGUCACCAUCUAUAAAUGGAGGAACCACAACAAGCGGUGAUGAUCUAAUGAUGGCAGCUAGUGGAGGUUUCGUCUCUCUACUUCCUGCCACGGGUCUUGGCACAUGGGUGAACCCCACCAAUAUCUCCACCAUGCCGAAAAUCCACACAAAUGCCGCAUUACACUUACUUCAAUGGCCCUUGAUCCGCGAUUUAGUUUCACGACCUUACGAUCCUCAAAUCCUUCUUCAACUCGAAAUGGCAAGAGAACCACUUGCAUUGUCCAAAGCUCCUUGCUUGGAUCUCUCAAAUACAACGGCAUAUAUCGAAGCAUUUUUUGCCAAAGCAAAUGUCUGGUAUGCAUGCGUUAAUCCAUUCAAUUGGACAAACCACUACCGUGUUGCUUUAUCGAAUGGAUUUCGCGAAGGUCCAGAGAGUUGCAUCGUUCUUUUGGUACUAGCAUUGGGUCAAGCUAGCUGUAGUGGGAGUAUAUCUAGAGCAGUAAGUUCUGAGGAUCCUCCCGGGCUUCCAUAUUUUGCAGCAGCUUGGGCUCUUCUUCCAAGUUUGAUGACGAGGAGCUCUGUGUUAUCUGCUCAGUGCACAGUUCUUGCUUCUGCAUAUUUGUUUUAUCUUGUGAGACCAUUGGAAGCUUGGACGCUACUGAGUAGUACGAGUAUGAAGCUUCAACUUCUCUUGAGCGCACCGGGAAGGAUACCAGCGAGCCAAAGGGAGUUAUGCGAGAGAGUGUAUUGGAAUUCAUUAUUGUUUGAGAGUGAUCUCUUGGCUGAGUUAGAUUUACCACACUCAGGAAUAGUCCAAUAUGAGGAAAUUGUGGGGCUGCCGGGAGGCUUCGAGCAAGAAGACGAGGAUGGUGGAGUGGGUCGAGAUGAGUUAUGGUAUUUUUUGGCUGAGAUUGCACUGCGCCGACUAUUGAACCGUGUCAGUCAACUCAUUUAUUCGAAAGAUUCGAUGGCAUCAACAUCGAGUUUGGAGCCCGUUGUGGCAGAACUGGACUUUCAAUUGUCGCAAUGGUACGAAAGUCUACCUCUACCUCUACAGUUUUCUUACACUCGCACACCUCUUGCGGAUCCUGUUCAGACAGUAUUGAGGUUGCGAUAUUUUGCUUGUCGAACAAUUAUUUUCAGGCCAUAUAUUCUUGCUGUGUUGGACAACGAACAGGCAGCCAUGGAUCCAUCAGUUAGGGAAAAUUGCCGAAAAUGUCUAGAGGCUUCAGUCAGACAACUUGAGUUUAUCAGCGCACACCACGCAGGUCACAUGCCCUACCUCUGGCAAGGAGCGCUCAGCAUCGUCUCUCAAACCCUUCUCGUAAUGGGCGCCACCAUGUCGCCCUCCCUAGCCGCUAUUAUCAACUCCCUCGUCAUCCACGACACAAUCGACGGGAUCAUAAAUGACGUUGUCAUGGAAAUCGAAAGAUACGCCCAUCUAGCACCUAGUUUAAGUCUGUCUGCCGAAAUAAUCAGGGAAGCUGAGAUGCGAAGACGCAGCUAUCUUGGCGGCUGA
Messenger RNA from Sclerotinia borealis F-4128, 2118 nucleotides. The record is from the annotation of a GenBank genome assembly. NCBI's taxonomy places the organism in Eukaryota, Fungi, Ascomycota, Leotiomycetes, Helotiales, Sclerotiniaceae.